Molecule: messenger RNA, 1595 nt
Organism: Erigeron canadensis
Lineage: Eukaryota; Viridiplantae; Streptophyta; Magnoliopsida; Asterales; Asteraceae
Product: putative pentatricopeptide repeat-containing protein At1g26500
Exons: 1
Coding region: 1-1500 (499 amino acids)
Molecular function (GO): protein binding
Source: RefSeq, a predicted model, not a curated record
AUGAUGCGAAUUCAGUAUCAUGUCCUCCGCCACCGACUCCGCCUCUUUUACUCCACCGUUGUCGUCGCCGAUCAUAUCACACCCUCUCCUCCGCCACCCGCCGCUGCACUCAACCCCAUAACACCAAUAAACCCCACCCAUCUCCUCCGUGUCUCCACCAUCCUCUACCAACAACAAGACUCGCCGGAAUCAAGACUUCACAAAUCCCUCUCGAAUUGCAACUUCCAUCUCACCCAUGAAUUUUUCCUUCAAAUCUGCAACAAAUUUCCAUAUUCAUGGAAACCCAUUUACAAAUUUCACAAAUUUACACAAACGCAGAACUUCAAUCACACACCCAUCACCAUUAACAAAAUGCUUGAUGUUGUUGGUAAAGCAAGAAACAUUGACAUUUUAUGGGAGUUGACUAAAGAAUUUGGUCAACGCCGUUUGGUUAGUGACAAGACUUAUAUGGUUGUGAUCAAAACUUUGGCUUCUGCUAGGGAGAUGAAGAAAUGUGUUGACUUUUUUCAUUUAAUGAAUGAAUUUGGAUAUGGGUAUGAUUUGAGGACUUUGGAUAAGGUUGUUGAGUGUUUGAGUAGGAGUAAACUUGUUGAUGAAGCUAAAUGGAUUGUUUUUAAGUUGAAUGAUUUUGUAAAACCAAAUGGGGUUACUUAUAAGUAUUUGAUUUGUGGUUUUUGUGAUGUGGGUGACUUAGUUGAAGCUUCAAAGAUUUGGAAUUUGAUGGUGGAUGAAGGUUUUGAGGUUGAGAUUGAUGGUGUUGAGAAAAUGAUGGAUGCCUUUUUUAAGGCGAACCUGUUUGAUGAAGCCAUGAAGCUUUUUCAAUCGGUUAGAGUUAAUCGGAUUGAUGAGUUGGGGGUUUCGACUUAUAGGCUUGUGAUUGGUUGGAUGUGUAAAAGGGACAAGCUUGGUCAAGCAAGGGCAAUGUUUGAUGAGAUGUGUGGGAGAGGGAUAGAACCGGAUUCGGUGAUAUUUGGUUCGUUGAUUUAUGGGUUUUUGAGCAAAGCCAGGAUUCGUGAAGCGUAUGAGCUUGUGGAAGGGAUGGAGAAGCCUGACAUUAAUGUUUAUCAUGGUUUGAUUAAGGGGCUUUUGAGGUUGAAAAGGGCAAGUGAAGCAACACAAGUAUUUAGGGAGAUGAUUAGGAGAGGUUGUGAACCUACAAUGCAUACUUAUGUAAUGUUGUUGCAAGGACAUUUAGGCAAAAGAGGGAGAAAGGGUGAUGACCCUUUAAUCAAUUUUGAUACUAUUUUCAUAGGAGGGUUGGUUAAGGCAGGAAAGUCGUUAGAAGCAACCAAGUAUGUCGAGAGAGUGACAAAUCAAGGACUUGAGGUACCUAGAUUUGACUACAAUAGAUUCUUGCAUUACUAUUCGAAUGAAGAAGGUGUUGUUAUGUUUGAGGUAAUGUCAAAGAAAUUGAGAGAAGUUGGUUUGUUUGAUUUGGGAGACAUAUUUCAAAGAUAUGGUGAGAAAAUGUCUACUAGAGAUAGAAGGAGAGAGAGGUGACGUAAAAUCUAAUUUAAUUCAAAGAUUAUUGUGUGACUUCGUCACAGAAUCACAUUGACAUGAUAUAAUAUGAUAUACGAGUACUUAUUUUAGUA